UGGCUCUAGUUACUUCUAUGGAUUUUUCGAUCAAGCAUGGAAGGAAGGAAUGACCAAGGAUGAAGCUGAGCAACUAGUGGUGAAGGCAGUUUCCCUUGCCAUUGCUCGAGAUGGUGCUAGUGGUGGUGUUGUUCGCACUGUCAUUAUAAAUUCUGAGGGAGUGACAAGAAACUUCUACCCUGGGGACAAACUUCCAUUGUGGCAUGAGGAAUUGGAGCCGCAGAAUUCAGUCUUGGACAUACUCAACACUUCUAGUCCUGAGCCAAUGAACAUUUGAUGUGGAGGAUCUCAAUGUUGAUAGCUACACUAUUUAUUUCUUUUUGCUGCAAUCUCUGUUUUAUAGACAGGAACAGGAUUGAAAUCUUUUGUCUUGGAGAACAGUUCAUAUACCAUAUGUUGGUGGAUAUAUUUCUGAUUCAAUCUAAGGCUCUG
Corylus avellana is the source of this 432-nucleotide messenger RNA. The record is from RefSeq and is a predicted model, not a curated record. NCBI's taxonomy places the organism in Eukaryota, Viridiplantae, Streptophyta, Magnoliopsida, Fagales, Betulaceae.